AUUUCAGGCGCUACGAACAUUGAUCUUGAGAAGAAUUCGUCUGUUAAGGUCGCCAGCAUUCCUAGAGAAAAAAGCAUCGUUAUCGGCAACAAUGGCGUUUCGAAGAGGCGAUCGAGUGGAAAUUUCAAACAAGGAAGAGGGAUUCCAGGGUUCAUACUACCAAGCAAACAUCAUCGCUUGGCUUUCCGAUCAAAACUACAUCGUCCAGUACAGAACUCUCGUCAAAGACGAUGGUUCAGCGCCCUUAAGAGAGAUUGUAUCCGCCGAUCAGAUCCGGCCGCUUCCGCCGGAGAUUCUGGUAACUGGCUUUUCAUCGUUGGACGUGGUUGACGCCUACGACAAAGAUGGGUGGUGGGUUGGGAAGAUCUGCGGGAAAACUGGGUCAGAUUACUUGGUGAAAUUUGAGAAUAGUGAAGAGAUUGCAUACCCAUCUGGUUUCUUAAGGAUUCAUCAAGAUUGGAUGAAUGGUGUUUGGGUCUAUUCUAAAGAAUAAGGUACUCCCUUCAUCUCUCCUGCAUGUGAACCAUGAUUCAAAACCAUUUGCAAAUCUAGUGAUAAUAUUCAAUAUU
This is a messenger RNA of Cynara cardunculus var. scolymus (artichoke), 569 nucleotides long. RefSeq names its product DUF724 domain-containing protein 3-like. Bases 92 to 493 code for a protein of 133 amino acids. NCBI's taxonomy places the organism in Eukaryota, Viridiplantae, Streptophyta, Magnoliopsida, Asterales, Asteraceae. The record is from RefSeq and is a predicted model, not a curated record. The transcript has 2 exons.